Molecule: messenger RNA, 2535 nt
Organism: Scedosporium apiospermum
Lineage: Eukaryota; Fungi; Ascomycota; Sordariomycetes; Microascales; Microascaceae
Exons: 3
Coding region: 1-2535 (844 amino acids)
Molecular function (GO): hydrolase activity
Source: RefSeq, a predicted model, not a curated record
AUGAAUAAACUCUCGACGACCUCCGUCUCCUUGGCUGUCAUGCCGACGGUGAUUGGGACCUUCUUUUCACAUUAUCUCAAUCGUGAACCCUUACAUCAAAAACCCACGGCGCACCUUUCCUACCACGAGGGCCUCCGCUUAAUCAAGGCCUUCCUCGAAUUCGCGUCCCACCACACUGUCGAAGAACUUCAGGCAUUCACCGCUCGGUGGGUUCCCCAUCCACAAUGGGUCAAGGUCAAAGAUGUCACCAUCCCGGAGGAGCCGCUCAUGCGCGCAGCUUCCCUCCUCCAAGACCAGCUCGGCGAAGACGGCAUCCGAAAAGUCGGCGGUCGCCAGUGGUGGCAAUGGAGGAAGCCCGACACGCCGUUCAAAGCGGAGUGGGUAGAAAUGCGCGAGGACUACAACGCGCGCAAAGAAAACGGCGAUCCGGGAAGCCGGGUGAUGUUGUACGUUCACGGCGGCGCGUAUUACUUUGGCAGCGUGGACGAGCACCGUUACCAGAUGCAGAGACACGCGCGGAAGCUUAAAGCUAGGAUUUUUGCUCCUGAGUAUCGGCUUGCGCCGCAGUUUCCUUUCCCUUGCGGGUUGCAGGAUUGUCUGGCGGCGUACUUGUACCUACUUGAGAAGCAGGAUCCGAGCACGAUUGUUCUGGCGGGGGACUCGGCUGGUGGCGGGAUGGUGAUGUCUAUGCUGGUGACUUUGAGGGAUAGGGGAAUUCCCCUGCCUGCUGGCGCUGUGCUCAUCAGUCCCUGGGUCGAUUUGACGCAUUCUUUCCCAAGCAUCAACGGCGAUAGUUCUCUGGAUUAUAUCCCGCCUUGUGGGUUCCAUCACAAGCCGUCGAUGGUGUGGCCACCGCCUAAUGGUACCGAGAUGGAUUUAAUCGAGAAGCAGGCCAAGGAGAGGAGGACGAGGCUAUCUUGCUCGAUAACACGGCAGAACGACGAAACUAUAGAGGCCGCUUCUUCUGAGUCUGCCGGCGAUAACCAAGCCAGUGCGAAGGCAGACCACGACCGUCAAAGGCUCGCUCUCGAGCGAAUGCUCACUAUUGACAUUGACGGCAAGAAUAUGCAACUUGAUGACCAGAUUCAGAUGUAUACAACCAACGAACUUCUUUCCCACCCCCUCGUGAGCCCGGUCCUUCAGCCCUCCCUUGGUGGACUACCCCCACUCCUUAUCAUGGUCGGAGGUGCCGAGGUCCUCCGCGAUGAACAAGUCUUCCUCGCCCAUAAAUGCGCCAAACCAAAGAAGUACGGCCUCCCACCUGAUUCUCUCACAGACGCAGGAAGGAAACAGUUAGAAAAGUACCCUCCGACACCUGUACAACUCCAGGUUUGGGACGAUUUAUGUCACGUUGCACCCACAUUAAGCUUUACGCGACCGGCCAAAUUCAUGUAUCGAUCCGUCGCGCAGUUCAGCGCCUGGGCGCUCGCACGGGCGCAGAACUGUUCUAUUCCUAUUCUUUACGACGACGAUAUCUCCGUAAUUUCGUCUUCCGAAUCCGACGACACGGAAGAAGAAACACCAGCUACUUCCUCUGAGAAACAGGACACUACACCAUCUACAGACCCGCCAAACCGGGGAAAUACGUCGCAAGAAGUUGUAGUUGGGAGGGCAGGCGAUCCUUUGCCGCCCUUUAAAGACCACAUGAUCCGUCAGCGCGUCACAAGACACGGUGACAUUCUCCCAUUAGAGCCCGAGACCGAACUACCAGGCUGCACCCUGAAACCAAGCGACGUGGGCGUCAUCAAAGAAGGCCCCGUUCGCAAGUGGCUCGCCGCUAGAGAACUCUGGGACAAGAAGUACGCCCGCACCAAAGCCAGGGUCCACAGGCACCUCGUCAAGGAAAUGGCGGACGGAUACCUAGACUUCGGGGACGGCGAGACCCCCCCGCCUAGCGCCAUAGUCGGACGUAGGAGGGCGGCCAGCACGUGGGGAGAUUGGGGCCACAAGAAGACGAAGAGCAUGGGCCUUGCGCUGUGGUCUUUGUGGGGAUCGAAGCAUGAUGAGAUGACGGUGGUGCGUGAAUCCAAGGCCGGGAAGGAGGCUGCGGCGUCGAGCCAAAAUGUGGAGGCCCAAGAAACUGUCGUUCCUGACCGGCUGGUUGUCCCUGCUACUCACACUCAUGAACGCGUGCUCAGCAGGUCUGGCUCUCGGCAGAUGGUUGUUGUGGACCAAAACCAGACCGGCGAGCAGAACGCUGACCUUCUUCGUGGAGAGACUCUCGUCGAGGAUCUCCUUCGCUCGAGGAGGGAGAAGGAGGCCGAGAGACGGGAAGAACUCGGUCCCGACUACGUCCCUGAGACCGGUGUUGCUGGGAAGCGGCCUAUGGUGGACGGUAUCGCGGUUCCAUUUAGUCUGAACAAGGACGCAACUACUUCGAGCAUGGUUACCCUUCACUCGGAUGACGAGGCUCCUGCGACGGCCGUCAAAGAGCUUGGGGAGGGUCGUGCGAUGUCGCCGGAGACGGAGAAGGUUGAUACGGCCCACAACAAUGUAACGGGUCGAAAUCACCGCGGUCCCAUCGCGAAUGAGUAA